AUGGCGGAUUAUACAUUUAAACAACCAUUUUAUGUUUUCUACUUCAAUCCUGAAAGGAACACUCACCAACGUGUUGAAAUCCAAGGUUUUGGAGAUUACCAUGAAUCUUUGGACAAGCCUAGUAGAGUCCACGUCUUUGUAGACGAUUGUAGUAGAUUAUACGACAGUAGUAGAUUCUACGACUUUGCAAACCACAUCGAGGAUCUUAAUGUUAACGAUUUGAAGCUACUUAAGUCAAGCAUUUAUACUCCAUAUGUGAGGACGGAGAAAAUAGAUAGUUAUUGUCCGUGGUCAGAAACAGCAGAUGAAGAUGAAGAUGAAUCAUAA
Messenger RNA from Microthlaspi erraticum, 327 nucleotides. The record is from the annotation of a GenBank genome assembly. Lineage: Eukaryota; Viridiplantae; Streptophyta; Magnoliopsida; Brassicales; Brassicaceae.